Messenger RNA from Eriocheir sinensis (Chinese mitten crab), 6802 nucleotides. RefSeq names its product dual specificity mitogen-activated protein kinase kinase 1-like (gene Dsor1). The record is from RefSeq and is a predicted model, not a curated record. The coding region runs from base 124 to 1398 and encodes 424 amino acids. Gene Ontology annotation, molecular function: protein kinase activity; ATP binding. The transcript is spliced from 11 exons. Gene Ontology annotation, biological process: protein phosphorylation. NCBI's taxonomy places the organism in Eukaryota, Metazoa, Arthropoda, Malacostraca, Decapoda, Varunidae.
GGCAUCUGGCAACAGUGCUCCCAGGGCGGCCAAGAGGAGAGGAGAGGAGAGACUCACUGCGGGAACCUUCUAAUCAAUACAGUAUUUUGUGUGUCUGCCGCCUCGCUGGGCCUCCCUCUCGCCAUGUCCAAGAAUAAGUUCAACCUCAAACUGCCGCCGGGGUCCAUCGAACAGACGAACGACCAUGAAAACCACAGCGGCAGCGACACCCCUCAGAGGAAAGCCAGCACAGGGGCAACGGGCAGCUUCGGCACAGUGUCGCUGGAGUCCUUGCUCAAGUGUAUUCAGGAGCUGGACAUGGACGACACGCAGCGCAGACGCAUGGAGAUAUUCCUCAAUCAAAAGCAAAAAGUUGGUGAGCUGAAUGCAGAUGACUUUGAGAAGCUUGGUGAGUUGGGUGCUGGCAAUGGUGGCGUCGUGAACAAGGAGCGCCACAAACCAUCUGGCCUUAUCAUGGCACGCAAACUCAUCCAUCUGGAGGUGAAGCCAGCCAUCAGGAACCAAAUAAUCCGAGAGCUGAAGGUCUUACAUGAGUGCAAUUCACCAUUUAUUGUGGGCUUCUACGGGGCCUUUUACAGUGAGGGUGAAAUAUCUAUUUGUAUGGAGUAUAUGGAUGGAGGCUCCCUGGACUUGUGUCUCAAGAAAGCCAUUCGCAUCCCAGAGUCAAUACUUGCCAAAAUAUGUUCCACAGUUCUGAAGGGCCUGGCAUACCUGCGCGAGAAGCACCAGAUCAUCCACCGUGACGUCAAACCCUCCAACAUCCUGGUCAACUCUCGAGGGGAAAUCAAGAUCUGUGAUUUUGGGGUGUCUGGCCAACUGAUCGACAGCAUGGCCAACACCUUCGUGGGCACCCGGAGCUACAUGUCAGGUGAAGUUCCCGUUGAGAGAUUGGCAACUUCACUGUACUUUUAUUUCGAGCCUGAGCGACUCAACGGUGACCACUACUCUGUGGCCAGUGAUAUCUGGAGCCUCGGCCUGUCCCUGGUGGAGAUGGCCAUUGGAAUGUACCCCAUACCCCCGCCAGACCCCAGCACCCUCAAGAAGAUUUUUGGCUCCAAAGUGGAGAGUGUUAGUCCUUCCCCCACUUCCCGCUCCCCAAGAUCAGCUGGCCUGCCCGGGGAGCCAAGACCGAUGGCAAUCUUUGAGCUCCUGGACUACAUAGUGAAUGAGCCACCACCACGGCUGCCCCCGGGUGUGUUCUCGUCGGAAUUCGUUGACCUGGUGGAUCGGUGCCUUAAGAAGAGUCCCAGUGAGCGGGCUGACCUCACCACACUACAGAACCAUGAGUGGAUAAAGAACGCUGAGAGGGAGGAUGUGGACAUCGCCGGAUGGGUGUGUAAAACCAUGGACAUUACUCCCUCCACGCCCACCAAGCCGUCUGCGGAGGGAAGCUGUUGAUCAACCUGGCCUUGUCAUCAACUGUGAGAUGAGGCAAGUGCAUGAUCCGCUGGCUGGAAGAGUUGCUGGAGCCCUUACCACCAUUGCUAGUGCUGCCAUCAUUACCAACCACCACCACCACACCUCCUUCAUCUUCUGCCCUAAACCUUUAACAUUUAUGUGAUGUUAUUGUUUUCUUGUGGGACUGUUGCUGUGUCAUUCAUUGUGUGUCCAGACACUGCCCCCAUCUCUCUGUUGGGCUCCGCUGGAACUUGGUCAGCUCAAGUCAAGUCAAAAAGUAGUAUUCUUUUCAUCAGCCUUGAGGUGCAGAUAAGGAAGAAAGACACAGAUGAAUUUCAGAGGUAAAUGCCUAUUUUGGAGUGUAAAGGCAGGUGUGUGUGUGUGUGUGUGUGUGUGUGUGUGUGUUUUACCAAGUUGUGAUAUGCAGGAAUUGAGCUACACUUGUGGGCUCCUUUCUCCGAGUCUCGAUCAGUCAAUUUUAUCCUUCAAUUCGUUUAAUUAUUUUGGAUUGGAUAAUUUCGUUGUUCAGGCUGUUUCACUGUUCAAUACAUCUAUAUGGAAAACUGCAUUUAAAAAUUUUGUCACUUUCAUUAUAAUAUAAAAUUGUGUGUGUGUGUGUGUGUGUGUGUGGUGAGGUUAGGGAAAUGAGAUGUGAUGUACUACUGUGUUAGCCAUCAUGCAGGUAGUUGUUCACUCACAGAAAUAUAGGUUGAUGGAAAGAUGAAAUUACCAUGGAGCUUUAUCCCCAUGGCUGCAGUGUGGCUCAAAUUGUAUUAUAUUGGCAUGAUUCUUCUUCCUCACACUCAAAGCUAUUGUCACACAGUAUUUGCUAACCAAAAUUACUUAGUAUAUACUUGUAAAUCAAAGUGUCAAGUCCUCAGCACAUACAUUCUUGAUAGUAACUUAAUUUUUAUUUACUAAGUAUUUUCAGUAGCAAGUUUUUGAGUGAAUUUACUUCUCAUUGCGUCAAUUUAUCUUUUAGGUUUUGAAAUUGUAUAUUAGAAUAUAUGAAGUACAAGUUCAUAUCUAGGUGAAUUUUAAAGUGUUGUGUUGAUAGUUAUUGUAAAAAAUUUCCCCAGUUGAAAUAGAUCAACACUUGUAUAUGAGCAGUUAGGUAAUCUGAUUCAAGAAGCUACCUAUGAAGUGUAUAUAAUGGUGAGCUGUUCCUAUCAGAGUGAGAGUUGGUGACAUCUACAUCCCAUAGUCAUUUCAGUCGUGUCUUUUCUGUGUCUUCUCCCAAGAUUGACAUUAUUAGACUUGAGGACCCUGCUCACUUUUGUCUACCUUGCACUGUCCCAACCUAUGAAGGAGAACUGAUGCUGUGUGGCUGGCUUGCUUUAUGGAGAUGGCUGAGGACGGUAUUGAGUGAGUGGUCAAACCGAACCUGGUUGUUGGGCCGUCUAAGAGUUGCCAUAAAAGUAUAGCAGUGCUGUGCUAAGGGUGUUGGGGAUGCAUUUCCCCACCGUGUUCUCUUCCUGACUGGCUAUCUUGGUAUAUACUGGGUCUCUUGUGGUCAUUAGCACCCUUGAACAAGCCCAUUCCCACCCCAUUCAUGGUGGACCUUAUCAAAGACAGUCCUGGUUUGAGGUGAUGGCUAGUGUGACAGUUUUCAAUGAAGAAUGAUAUUAAACUCUCUAUAUAACCAAAUAAUAAGCUUCAGCUGUUUGCUAACCAGAAUUGGCAAUGAUCCAUUAAAAAGCUGGGCUUUUUGUGAAGUCAGUCAUCUUGCUCUUUCUCAGCUGUUCUUGAAAUGGGUAGUAACCAUUUGUGGUUUCCUGUCACAUAGUUCUGCUCAGUUCAGGAGUCCAGCAAAGGUGUUGAUAAUGAGGAGGAGGAUGACAGAGGUGAAGUGCACCUUAGUAUUAUGCUUUACUCUCAGAUCACAACACAAAAACUCAAAACACAUCCAUGCAUAACUGGAAUUCUUUGGCUACUUAGGAAGCUUAAAGUAAGUGAUACAUUGAAUGAUAUUUAAGAUACUGCUUGCUAAACAAGUUCCAUAGUAUAUCAUGCUUACUUUUAUCAUGCAUCAUGGUGUGAUGGAUUUUGCAUUUGAACAUAUGAUAAAUGAGCUCCUGAAAGUGACUCAAAACAGUCUUUGGCUGAGAUGUGGCGCCAUCCUUGUCAGAGUUUCUCAAAAACUUGAAUUAUCUCAAAGCAGGAAGUGCUGAAAUACUCACUACUUAAACUAUUGAAGGCUUUAGAAGUCUGUAUAGUGGAGCAGGUAAGAGAAUGUGUAGUUUGACCAAGCAGAGCACCACACACUGGGGCUGCUGCUGACAGUUCUAUAACCUUCUGAGCAGUCUGAGUGUAAGAUAGCAACUGUAUUAUAUCUCGCCUCAGCCCAGAUACUGUAUGUUUUAACUAUAAUACUAAUUGUUCCAAAGACUGAUAUGCCAUUCUUGGGGCAGGGUGGCAAAUGUGUAUGUUAGGUUGUCAAUGCAUUCACUGAUGACUCCACAUUGCAAGGGGUUCAAAACAAACUCACUGUGUAGUCUUGCUCAUUGCUGCCCCACCAUCCAUUGUUAUUUUAUUCUAUUAUUUUUUAUUACCUAUUGCAUAAUAUUUCUCUUAUUUCCUAAAAUAAUGUUAUUUCAGUAGCUGGACCAAGUAUUGAAAGAUAUGUUGACUUAUUUUCUAAUCUGUUUCUAAAUUGGAUAUUCCUGUUUUCCCGUACAUAAGCAGUAAAACCUCUUUGUUCUGGGCUUAGUAAGUUAAAUCACAUUGAGGGAUGAAGCUGCCUUUCUGCAUUUGGUCAAAUUAUAACUAGGUUUUCAUACCUGCCUGCUUUAACAGAGACAUUCUGUAUUAUAGUUAUGUUAGUUUGUGGGCAUGGGAAUAGAAAAAGUUUAUAGAUUAUACUUUGGAAAAAGAUUUGUUUCUAUCCAGUGUGCUUGUGAAAAUCAAACAAUAUGUUGCCCUAUAGAACUUUAAAUGAAGUCUUACUAAAACUAACAGAAUGGUUAUCUCUGACUAAAAGGAAGUUUGUGAGCAAAUGUAUUUUCGAUAAAUAGAAAAUUAAUUCCUAAACUUCACCCAAAGUUUCAUGAAAUUAACCUUCAAAAAGGAGUUCAGUGAAAGUAUAAACUUUAAUUUGCAAGGACAAAUAUUUUGUAAUUAUUGCCAGAUGUUGGUUCAUGUAUCCUUGCAUGUAGUGUUCCUUUAUGUAGCUUUCAGUGUAAUGUGCUGUGAUAUAGUUGUCUUUAGUGUUGAAGGAAGAGCACAGGACAUACAUAGAUGAAACGAAUAUAAUUACAUAUUAAUAUAUCUUUAUAAAGUCUGAUGCAGUGCAUUAGCUACCACUCAAGAUUCUAACAAAACAGUCAAUGUGCCAUUUCCUGCAUUUUAGAAAUUCACCUCAUUUUAUACAUAAAAAAGAAAAUGUUGAUUAAAGUCUACGUUUUGAAUGUUCUUAGGACUUAGGAAAAGUAAACCUAAGAAUACAAGGGUCUAGAAUAGAGAGGUUUUACUGUUUUUCAAUAUGUGUCUGGAACUUCUUUCAGUAAAAGAGGAACAAAACCAUUGAUGAAGCAUAUUAUUUAUGUUUGUGUGCAUAUGUGUGUGUGUGGGGAUGGGUGGGAAGGUGCUGUGUGUGUGCAGGCAUUCAUGCACACACAUGUGCAUAUUUGUAUGUGUAUUAUUGAAAGAAGCAGUAUAAGCUGCAUAGAAAUGAAUUGGCAGUGUUGUGUGUGCAUUGAUUUUAAACUUAACUUCUGUACAUUUUUCUAUUUUUUGUCUGAUUUGACAGUGUAUAUUGAAGGCCCUCUCAUGAUUUGGAUUUCUACCAACUUGACACAAUUCAGUUGACAUGUUUAAGAAAACAUCUGUUCAUCUAACAAGCAUUUUUAUUAUGAAGACCAAAGAAAGGUCGCUUAUUGUGAAAUUGUCAUUCCUUGAUAUCAUGAAGAAACAUGUCAUUGGAAAUUCAAUUUGGACCUUCAGUAUAUGGCAUCGUCUGUGAAGGUGAUGUAAGCUUCUGCUACUUGAGUCCCCACCUCCCUCACCCAGGUAGAGACAAAGUAACCUUGUUGUCAGAAAUACACUACUUUCUCUCAGCAAAUGUGUGGACAUCCUCUUCAGGAUCAGUUUUCUUAUAUGCAAAUUGAUUUUCAGGAAAUGUGUUAGUGUUGAAAUAGUUGUAAGCUUUUAAAUUCUCAGUCCUCAUAUAAGAGUGUAAUGUUUAAAGAUCCUGUACACAAUCUGUGAUCUGUAUGUAAUAUCUGUGGAAAAGUAAGUGGGAGUGGGAGUUUAUUCUUCCUUUGUGUAAAAAAAAGACACCUCAGGGUGAUAGCUAGAUUUCAAUUAGUCACUUUUGUUAAGUUAGUAACCAUUCUAAAGUUUGUCAUAAUGGGCUUAAGGAGUGAAGGACCAAUAUACAUAUAAUAGUAGUGAUAGACUUUGCAGAAUAGACUUUAGAGCAGCCCACAGACCACCAGUGGCUGUCAAGUAACCAAGACUGAGCCUGGAGUCUAAACAUUUGUCAUCCAGGAUAGGUUGGGUUAUAUUUUCUGCUGUGGGACGAAAACACAGUCAGAUCCUCAGGAGUUUGAUGUGUGAGAAGGAAAUGGACUUGGGUAGGGGGUGAGGGUGAGCUUGCCUUACUGUCCUGUGCUGUGUUGGGACAUGUGUGUAUCUUCCCCUUGGGGCACAAAGCAUAUGGUAAUUUAGAGGGGAGAAAUGUUGCUGAUCAAGAACUUGAAUUAUUUAUGCUGAAUAUGAAACAUGUCCUUGACAGUUCAUUAAUUACUGUAUGCAUUAUUUUCCAUUAUGUAGCAGUAGAAGUCCAUAAUGUCCUGAGGCAUUGCUAAAAUUUGCCAAAGAGUGAUGUGUGUAUGUUUACUGUUGUGUUGAGAGACAGGUGUGGCUAAUUCCUGUUCAAUGGCUUUUCAGCAGAUGAUAUAUAUAUAUAUAUAUAUAUAUAUAUAUAUAUAUAUAUAUAUAUAUAUAUAUAUAUAUAUAUAUAUAUAUAUAUAUAUAUAUAUAUAUAUAUAUACUGUCAUUUGAGCGUGGCUCAUUGUACAGUGACCAUUCAUUACUGCAUUAAUUGGUUUUAUGACUGUAAUUUAAUAACUAAAUAUAUGGCCUCUUGUGACACAAAAAUUAUUAUGAAUAAAUUUUUUAAUAUCCUAUUUUAUAUUUUUUACCUUAGAAAUUAAUAGAGAAAGCAGGAUGGUUAAGAUAUGUGAUAGAAAGCCGUGAUUAAUUUAUAUAGUUUGUCAUGUAUUCAUAUCAUGUAAUGACUUCUAUUGACAGAAGGGCUGUGCAUGUUGCUGUUAUGGAUAAUAUAUGUUACAUGUUUUAUGUAAGUUGUCUAUGAAGACUAAAUUGAUGUGUAGAGUUAGGCACACUUAUUUUAAAGUAAACUUUUUUAAUACAUGUCAUUUCAAUAAACAUAUUUUCAGAA